Molecule: messenger RNA, 1366 nt
Organism: Erinaceus europaeus (western European hedgehog)
Lineage: Eukaryota; Metazoa; Chordata; Mammalia; Eulipotyphla; Erinaceidae
Gene: GADD45GIP1
Product: GADD45G interacting protein 1
Exons: 2
Coding region: 35-712 (225 amino acids)
Cellular component (GO): nucleus
Source: RefSeq, a predicted model, not a curated record
CACCCCUGGCGGCGCGCGAGGACCCCGCGGCAAGAUGGCGGCGCCCAUGCGGCCGGCGCUUCGCCUGCUCGGGCUGGCGGUGCCCCUGGGCCCGGGCCGCCGGGGUUACCGGGCUGGGCCGCCCCCGCGCCGCUCGACGGAGCCCUGGUGGCCGGACCCCGCCGACCCGAUGACCCCGCACUGGCAGCGGGGGCCGCGCUACGCCGCCAAGCAGUUCGGGCGGUUCGGCGCCGCCUCCGGGGUGGCCCCCGGCUCGCUGUGGCCGACGGCGGAGCAGCUGCGGGAGCUGGAGGCCGAGGAGCGCGAGUGGUGCCCCAGCCUGGCCGCCAUGCAGGAGGCGCUGCGCGCGCGGCAUCUGCAGAGGGAGCAGCGGCGGCUGGCCCGGGAGCGGCUGAUCGCCGAGCGCCUGGCCCAGAUGCCGCAGCUGGUCGCCCAGUGGCGGCGGCGGCAGCAGGAGCAGCGGGAGGCGGCCGAGGCGCAGCGGGCGCGGCGGGCGCGGCUGGCGGCGGAGGCGCAGGAGCGGCUGGGCUACGACGUGGACCCGCGCAGCGCCCGCUUCCAGGAGCUGCUGCAGGAGCUCGACCGGCAGCAGCGCCGCCAACUCAAGGAGCAGAAGCGGCAACUCAAGAGGGAGGCCCGCGCCGCCGCCGCCGGGCCCCCCCAGGGCCCCCCGGAGCCCCCCGCAUCUGGGCCCCCGGAGCCCCGAUCGUAGAGCAGACGGCGGGCGGGGCCGGGCCGCGGUGAUUAGCCGACGACGGGGAGCCCCCCCCCCAUAUUCCAGGGAGCCCAGCAGACGGACCAGUGGAAACCGGCUUUUAAAAACUUUAUUCGCUUCCAAACCUUCAGUUGUUUUCUUUUUGGGGGGAGAGGGUGGGGAGGGGGCGCUCCGGGUGUGUUUGGGCUGAAGGGUUGGGGUGUCACCCCCAUUUCUCCCCCGUUGUUGGGGGGACUCCGCUCAGGUUCCCUGUCCCUUCGCCCAGCAAAUGGAGAACCGGGCGGGGGGCGGGGGCCAGGUCUGGCUGCUCCUGUGAGCGCUCAAGUGGGGGCGCUGCCCAACCCCCCUACCCUGGGGGGCUUCUGGGGCUCUGGGGGAGCCAGCCCGCCUUUCGCCUUUCGCCUUCCCAUCUGGCUGCCUGGCUGCCGCGGGAGCUGGGACAGAGGCCAAGGGGGGCCAUCUGUCGCCGGCAGGGCUGGCAGCUCGCGGUGCGGGGAGGGGGCCACAGAUGUCUGGCCCGGGUCUUCUCAGGCCAACGAGGAAGGGGGGGUCCUCGGGCGGCUGGGAAGUUGGGGGGCUGGCGGCUUUUUUUUAAGGUUUUUGAUUUUUUUUUUCUUCUCCGCUUCUUAAAUAAACAUGAAUAUAUAUAUA